CUGCCUCGGAGGCUGAGCAGAAGGGAGGGGCUCCCCUCUCCUGCAACUGGAAUUUGACAGGCCAUGGUUUGGCAAACAUCUGCGACACAAUUUGGAGUUACAAUUUGAAACCUCAGCUACGUUUACUUCCAGUUUGGCAUUAUGUGUGAAUUUGGCCUAAGAGUGAACACUAUGCUUUUGACUGCAGAAAUAGGGAACUGGAAGACUGCUUAUUAACUGUAUUAAAAUGGAUUAUUUAUUACUGGAGUAAAUAAAGGUGCUGAUAACCGUUCUUCAGCUGCUGCAUCUACAUAAAAAUGAGUGAAAUACAGGCAAUGGUAGAAUUCUCUGUGGAGCUCCAUAAAUUUUAUAAUGUGGAUUUGUUUCAAAGAGGUUUCUACCAGAUUCGUGCAUCUAUGAAAAUUCCUCCAAGAAUUCCACACAAAAUUGAAGCAAGCUUAUUACGUGCAACCAGUGCUGAUCUUGCCUUUCCAGCGUCAGUCCAUGACAAUGUAGUCUGCAGUAAAACAUUUCAGAUUCUUUACAAAAACGAAGAGGUGUCUGUGAAUGAUGCUAUGAUCUUCAAAGUUAAGAUGUUGUUAGAUGAAAGGAAGAUUGAAGAGUCUCUUAAUGAAAUGAAUUUCCUGCUCUCUUUAGAUCUACAUUUUACAGAUACAGAUUAUUCGCCAGAGGACUUGAGCACAUUGCAGCUAAUUAGCAGCCGAACACUAAAGUUGCACUUUACCCUACACCAAGGCCUUCAUCACUAUGUCAAUGUCAUGUUUGAUUACUUUCACCUCUCUGUCGUCUCUGUUAUAGUCCAUGCCUCUUUAGUUGCUCUUCACCAGCCAUUGAUAAGCUUUCCUCGCCCAUUGAAGAAUACUUGGCUGAACAGGAAUGCACCAACACAGAACAGGGACUCUGUGAUUCCUUCUCUUGAAAGUGUCGUCUUUGGCAACAAUUACACCAAACAAUUAUCAGCUGAUGGCUGCAGUUUUAUAAUAGCAGAGCCUUUCUUGAAUCAUGCUUAUAAUCUCCACCACACUCUUUGUGCCAGUUUGCUGCUUGCGUUCAAGGGAUUACACAGCUAUUUCACCACUUUAUCAAAGGAGCUGCCUUCCUGUCUGAAAUUAGAUGCAGCCAAGUCCAGCAUGCAGGUCCUUUAUGAACGCCUUCUCAGAAGAAAAUACCUACGAUUCCAGGGAGACGCCUAUCUAGAGAACAUAGAUGUAGAUGUAGAAGCACGGAUGUUGGAACUCAGUGAAGAAAUAAAGAAAAUGGAAAAUCCUGAUGAACUGGCCGAACUUAUAAAUAUGAAUCUUGCACAGCUUUGUUCACUCCUGAUGGCUUUAUGGGGACAGUUUCUUGAGGCCAUUAACUUCCAAGAGGAUGUCACUGCAUUACUAGCACAAGAACAUCAUACAAUGCGUGUGCGCAGAUUUUCUGAAGCGUUCUUUUGUCUUGAACAUCCAAGGGAAGCAGCCCUUGCAUAUCAAGAACUGCAUGCUCAGAGUUACCUUCAGAUGUGUACUGCAAUAAAAAGCACCUCCUUCUGCAGUUCUCUCCCACCUCUGCCUAUUGAAUGCAGUGAACUCGAUGGGGAUCUGAACUCUUUGCCUAUAAUCUUUGAAGAUCGGUAUUUAGAUUCCAUCACUAGAGAUACAGAUGUACCCUGGUUGGCAGCUCAUCAGAAGUCUGACUCGAAGAAACUUGAGAAAGCAGAUGCUGAAGAAAGUGUUAUGGCCAGUGUCUCUAGCCCAGAACUGAAAAAUAAACCUUCAGUUGCCACCCAUACUUGGCAACCGGAAACUGAAAAGCAGCUCACAAAAUCUUCAAAAGGAAAAUGUGAAGAUGCAAACAAAUCCAAAGUUAAGGUUACCAAAUUGAUGAAAACAAUGAAACCUGAAAAUCCCAAAAAAAUAGUAAAGCAGAACUCUAAGGACUCCGUAGUCUUGGUAGGCUAUAAGUGCUUGAAAAGUGCAGCACCAGAGGACAUCUCUAAAUGCUUUGAAGGCAUGCCUUUGGGUAACCAGAAAGAAGGGCUGGAUUCAGCAGCUGGUGGGCAUACUUGUGACACAAAGAACAUCUUGCGACAAAUGAGUCAGAAAGAGCUUAGAAAUUUACCAUCGAGGACUGCCAAACUGGAUGCGGGUGAGGAAAGCCCAUGUAGUUCUGUCAUCUCUCAUUGUGCACAUUCAGUCAUUUUUGGUAAACCUGAUAUUCCCAAAGCAGACAUUGGGGGUAUUUAUGGGGAUAGCAGCUUGACACCAAGAAAUAUUAUUGAAGGUCACAAUUCAUCAGGAGUUACAAAAAUAGAGGUAAAACCAUAUUGUAGGAAUACUUAUCGGGGGGAGAAAGUGUUUGUCCGUAUUGGAUCACAGGCAGAAGUUUCACAAGCUGGAGCGCAUGGUGAGAACUUACAGGAGCCCACCUUUGAAAGUUCAGAACCUGAGAAGAGACCUAAAUCUGAUGAAGAGGAGCUGCUGCUUGAAAAGGAAGGAAUAGACUUCCGACCUGCCGAGGACGCCUUGACAAGGGUCAAAACCAACCAGUGUGUUCUAAGUGGAGAUGUACUUAAGCUGCCUGAUGUUAGUGUGACUUAUGCAUCAUCUAGGUUUUCAGAUUCUGGUGUAGAAAGUGAACCAAGUUCUUUUGCAAUGCUCACAAAUGCAGACGUGGCUUUUGAACUUGCUCAAGGGCAAAGCAUGUGCAACAGUGAAAGACUACUUCCUCAGCAUUUGCUAAAACCAGAUUGCAAUAUUAAAAGUCCAAUAGAAGGUCACUGUACUGAGAGUACAAGUGCUGUUAGUGAAAUACAGUCCUCCCUAACAUCAAUAAAUUCUCUGCCUUCUGAUGAUGAUUUGUCCCCUGAUGAAAACUCAAAUAUAUCUGUUGGACCUGAAUGCCAAUUAAGUGACAGCAAAACUGUAUUAGACCUGGGAGCAAUUAAUUUGAUAAAAUUUGAGGACACUGAAGAACCAAAUAUUUUGCCACAUGAGUGUUUAGUGUGUUCUGGACAGUCAGACAAUGAAACUACACUUCUGCCUUCCUCACCCACCAGUAUAAAAGGUCCUUUACCAUUUGUUUCAGAUGAAGAUACAUCUAUUGAUGCAAACACUUGCAGCCCACAAUCAAAUAUUGAUACAAUUUGUAAAGAUUCCCAAAGACUAGAGAAAGACUUGCAUGCUAUCAAAAAAGCAGAUGAAAUACCUUCAGGAGUUGUUUUUCUAGGGGAGUCCUGUGUUGUUUCAGGUUCAGUGUCCAGUCAUGCUGAGGACGGUGUGAAGACAUCAAGUGAAGAAAAUCUUAGUGAAAUUUUAGAGCGAAAACAAAUUUCUGAUAUAUUGUCAACUGCAAAAAAUGAAAAUCCCACAAGCCUGAACAUGCUCUCCUCAGAGGGAAGUGCUGAUAUGCUGAAGCAAGGGCUUGUAGAAAACUACUUUAGCUAUCAAAGUAGUGCUGUUCUUCCCAAUAUAUAUUCUGCUGACAAAACUAAUCCUGUUAGCCCUCAAAGGGGAUCAGUUUGUUCCUUUCCACCAGAGGAGGAAGAUGAGCAAGAUGAAGACAUGGUUCAAAAUGGUUAUUUUGAGGAAGCGAGUGAUAAUUUAUAUGAAGCUACAAAUAAUUCUGAGGAGAAUCUUGAGCUAACAAAUGAGAUAACAUUAAGAACUGAAAGAUUGAAUAGUGAACUUUUCAGGGAUGCAGCAAAUAUAGUUCCAUUGUGUACUCCAAGUGGUUUGACAUUUUCUUCUACAUUGAGAGGAUACCCAUGCAGUGUGCUGUGGUCUUCAAAGGAAAGACCUAGUAUGGUUCUCAAGCAUCCUAGCAGUGUGUCUUCCAGUACAGUUUCAUCCGGUCCCUGGUAUGAGUGCUCCUCCAAACCUCAAAUACGAGCAUUCCUCCAGGCUAAAGAGGAAGUGAAGCAACUUCAGCUCCCUGGAUUUCUGUAUUGUGAUGUUCCCAGACUGGCAUCUUCAGUACCUUAUUUCAGCACAGAAGAGGAGGAAGGUUCAGAAGAUGGAAUACAUCUCGUAGUCUGUGUGCAUGGCCUAGAUGGUAAUAGUGCAGACUUAAGAUUAGUAAAGACAUACAUUGAACUUGGCCUUCCUGGAAGUCGUAUCGAUUUUCUGAUGUCUGAACGAAAUCAGAAUGAUACAUUUGCUGAUUUUGACUCAAUGACGGAUCGCCUUUUGGAUGAAAUAAUACAAUAUAUUCAAAUUUACAACCUAACAAUUUCAAAAAUCAGUUUUAUUGGGCAUUCAUUGGGUAACUUAAUAAUCCGUUCAGUGCUCACAAGACCUAGGUUUAAAUAUUAUCUCAACAAACUUUACACCUUCUUAUCUCUGUCUGGACCACAUCUUGGUACGCUGUACAACAGUAGUGCUCUUGUUAAUACAGGUCUCUGGUUUAUGCAGAAGUGGAAAAAGUCAGGGUCUUUACUGCAGUUGACUUGUCGAGAUCAUUCAGACCCCCGGCAAACCUUCUUGUACAAACUAAGUAGAAAGGCAGGUCUUCAGUAUUUCAGAAACGUAGUGUUGGUGGGAUCUCUGCAAGAUCGUUACGUCCCUUAUCAUUCUGCCCGCAUUGAGAUGUGUAAAACAGCUUUGAAGGAUAAACAGACAGGUCCAAUAUAUGCGGAAAUGAUCCAGAAUCUGCUUCUGCCUGUUCUUCAAAACAAGGAAUGCAAUCUGGUUCGUUACAAUGUGCACUGUGCUCUACCAAACACAGCUGAUUCUCUCAUUGGAAGAGCUGCACACAUUGCUGUUCUGGAUUCGGACAUAUUUUUAGAAAAGUUCUUUCUGGUUGCUGCCCUGAAAUAUUUCCAAUAGGAAUAAAAACAUGACAGACUUGGCUAUUACCUCAUUAACAAUGACUCAAAUAAUGUGUGAUAUUAAACUGUAGCUGCCGCUGUAUUUUAAGAGAUAUUUAUACUUUUUUAUAUGGAAGAUAGUUUAUCAUCCAUGUGAAGAGCUUUUUUAACAUCAACUUUACUUUCUAGGUAAUGUGGCUGUGCAAUAUAUUUUUUUAUGUUCGUUUUUACUUUUUUCUAUUUUUCUUAUUUUGGGUACCUAAUUAUUUCAGAACUGAGUUUUAAGCACAGUAUGUACAAUUGGUGAGUUUAUUGGCUCUUAGGCUGCAAAAGGUCAAUGUUAUAUGGCUAUGUUUGUAUGAGUCUUUGGAUGCCAAAACAAAUCUGAUUUUUUUUUUUAAAGAAGGUAUUAAAUUUGAUCUUAGUAUUGUAGAAAGCUGAACUGGAAAAGACUAUUUGGCUGCUAAACUGACUACGAUAACUGUAGGUCUGUUCACGACCACUGUUGAGUCGCCUGUUUGCUGUAUCACUACAUUCUAGCUGUUUUCUACAAAUCAUUAAUGAACAUGCUAUGCCUGUGGAAGCUACAUUUUUCUACUGAUCUCAAAAGCAUGUUGGUUUACAUUUUCACCUUUAUUACUGGAACAUUAGUUUUCAUAAGCAAGCAGCAAUUAAGGAUUUUUGAAUGUUGAAAUGUCAGCUGCCUUCAAACGUAGUUUUGCAAAGUUUAAUAAAAUUGCUCUUACUGUCAGUUCUUCAGUGAACCUUUUACAUGGGACUUCCUUGUAUAUACAUUUUAAAAAGUAAAGAUUAUAAAUUUCUGCAAUACUUUUAUGAAUAUAGAUUUUUAAAUAUUAAGUUUUAUUGACAACAAAUUAUUGUAGAUAUAUAUCAAUUGCAUCUUGAAAUGGAACAAAAUGAUAAACUUUAGUGAUACUGAUAAAUGUUUUUAAUAUACAGGAAUGUUAAAGGUCUGUUGGAUUUUUAUUGGUGCUGAACAGCAUUGAGUUAAAUAUUCUUCAUCCACUUUUUACCUGUUUCAAACAGUAAUGCACUUAAAGGUGAAAAAGUCUUGUGCAUUUACUAAUUGUAAUGAACAGAUUUUCUGAAAAUACAAAUUUGUUGUAUGUCUAGUGCAUGUUUAUUUCUAGUAUGGUGUUAUUGCAUCUGGUGUUAAUAAACUGAACAAACUUCUAACAGACA
This is a messenger RNA of Hemicordylus capensis (graceful crag lizard), 5992 nucleotides long. It is a transcript of the gene FAM135A, whose product is annotated as family with sequence similarity 135 member A. Bases 297 to 4808 code for a protein of 1503 amino acids. The record is from RefSeq and is a predicted model, not a curated record. The transcript is spliced from 22 exons. Lineage: Eukaryota; Metazoa; Chordata; Lepidosauria; Squamata; Cordylidae.